GUUGUCUUCUUUAAUGAAAACAGACGAGCACCGCGAAAACGUGAAUGUGUGGAAUCAACAAACAUUGGACAAUAAAAUUCAACAAUAAUAUUACCGGUUAAUGUUCAACAAAUAAAAGCCCAAAUAAAUUGAAAUCCCUUUUACAUUUGAGUAUGGAGUGGUAUGACAUUGAAGUUGAUGGCCGGCAAACAACAAAGUUUGCGGACAACAUAAACUUGCCGUUAUUGAGGAGUCCUAGCCUAUCGCCUGGUGAAGAAGAACAUGUUGUGGAUAAAAAGCUUGGCGGCAUCAUACGCCGUGGUGAAUGGGCCUGGCUGGCCAGAAACACUGUGCUACAGAUUGUUUCCUUACGCAAUGGUCAGACAAUAAGCACUUAUGAGUUUUGUCAAUCUCGGGGCUAUGAUAAUUGUUGCAUUAGAUGUGUCGAGGAGUUGUUUCCCCACAAUCCUGAAAUCAUGAUUGUUGCUGUGAUUUUGGAGAAUUUUCACGUGCCCAGUGGAGGUGGUAGCUAUGUGGUCUUAUAUUCGAUUGAACUUGGCUGCGUUCUAAGCACCAUUGAAUUAGUUUUGCAUUCAACUUGUGCUCGUUUCUUGAGUUCCAAAGCAUGCAAGCGUACUCUUUUGCAAAAUUUCGAUGGUUGUUUGGCCAUUGGCACUGAGGAGGGUGUUAUUGUUUUGCUGGAUUUAAACAUGAAUAAAAUCAACAGAAUGGAGUGUGAAAUACAGGAUGGUGCUUUUAAUCGCAGUCAUAUUGUGGACUACAGCCUGCCAUUAACGGAUAUACAUCGUAAUUAUCGUCAGUGUCAACAGGAUGGCAUAACAUUUGGCCUACAGCUGGAGGUUAUCGAAAGUCCAUGUUCCAUACAAUGCAUACAGUCCAUAGAUUUGAUAACCGGCCUGGCAAUUGGCUUGGAAGAUGGUCGUCUGGCUCUAUACGACUUGGCCGAAUUGCAGAUAUUUCACAUAGCCAGACCAACAGCUGAAAUAGCAAUGUCACCUUUGGUUAAAAUCGAUUAUCUAGAACCACCAGAUGAUCCACGUGCUUGUCUGUAUGUAUGGACCCUACACGAGAAUGGCGAGAAUCUGCAUGCCAUCAUGCACAAUUUAAUGUAUGAGAAACGUGUAAUGGAUGAACAGCAUGAUGAACUGGAAGGCCAAUAUUAUUUUGAAUCUUUUCUUUCAAGCAAUGUGCGACUACAAUUGCCCUUGGAGGCCACCAGAAGUGAAGCUUUAGCUUGUCAAGCUAUUUCAACACUAUGCAGUCAUGGUGAAGAUGAUUCCAAUUGUUUGUGUGUUAUAUCCUGGCAUUCUGUGUAUGAAGGAAAAAAUAAAUUGCUUAUAUUCGAUUUAAAUCAAUGGUAUAAGGAGGAAAUGCCUUUGGCUUUGGAAUAUGGUCAGCAGCCCAGUUAUCUCGCAGGAUAUAUACUCAAUGGCGAGUGCAAUGGUUUACAUGCCUAUCUGCAACCAAAUUCUAUAACACAUUUUAAUUCAAUGCAAAGAUUUGAGGAACAUUUCUAUCCUAACUCCUUGAGUUUUGAAUGCACUCUAUUGCACACCGAAGGCUCUAGACGUUAUAGCUGGGAGGGAGCCCAAAAUCGAUUGAUAAAUCUUUUACGUGUCAGCAAUGCUUCCAUAUUUUUGGAACCCAAUAAUUGUUUUAAUGAGAUUUUGCGUACCCGCCUUAUGCCACAAUUUACGGAACUGAAUUUAAAUUCCACAUUUUCCCAGCAAGCCAAAUAUGAAAUAAUGCUUUCCACCGCCUUGGAAAAUAAUUGUGUGAGUCUAUUGCGUGAUUGUGCCAAAUCUUGGAUUGAUGGCAGUUUUAUGGGAGAUUUUGCUGUUUCCACCGGCCUAUCACUAUCCACCCUAACCGAUUGGAUAUGGAAAAGAGCCACCGACAUUAAGGCCAGAUGCAAUGAUCUAUGCAAAGGUCUUUUCGAAUUUGGUGGUUAUCCAUUGGAUCAUAGGGAACAAAAAGAAUUGUGUUUCAUAACCAGACAAUUGAAAUUGCUGCAUGAUCUUUUGGGAGAGACUUUGGUGGUGGCACGAAAACAAAUACCAGAAAGAGUUUAUUCUAGUUUAGAGAAUAAUCAUAAUUCCUUGCGCAUGGCUUCAAACUAUCAGGAACUACUUUUGUGGCUUUUAAAUAUUGGUCUACUACCCGAAGCGUCACCCUUCAAUAGUCAAGUGAAUGCACACCAUGAUUUGGUGCCCUACCCCUAUCAGGAUCUUAAGAAAUUCUACAAGAAGAAACGUUUGUAUUUUUCAAAAAUCAACGACAAUCUUAUAUCGAAGAAAACGGGCAGUUGCCGUUUGCUCUACAUCGAUGCCUUCAUUGAUCAUGCCUGUAAGGGGAAUGUCUUGCAUGAAUUUUGGUUGGAAAAUGAUGGCGAUGGUCUCUAUCCUCCCAAUUCCAUAGAGGCCAUGCUUAGGGUAAUGUUGGUACCCGAUUUGGAUUAUGAAAACAAAUACGCAAUUUUGCUGUAUUUCUUUUUGGACAUGAACAUGGCUAUUGAUGAGGAAGCCUAUAAGGGUGUGGUUGCGAAUUUCAUUAAAUUCCCCAGUGUAUUUAAACUUUCGGCGGCUUUGAUCAAAACGGUGCAAUCAUUUUGGAAUUUAGAUCAUGAUCAAUUUUUGCCCGCUGUUGAAGAGUUCAUAUCACCAUUUAAUAAAAAUCAAUCCUAUCCCCAAUGGCUUGUGGAAUUACUGAUAGAAUCGCUGCUUACACAAAAUUCUGCCAACUUGGCUCUCCGCAUAUUAGAAUCGCAGCCUGCUUUAAUCGCGCCCAUGCUUAAACUGAAAACUUUAUUGGCCAAUCAACUUAUUUCGGAAGCUUUUCAUUUUGUGCGCUCAAAAAAUGACGAAUCAUUGCUGGAGAUAUUUUUCACCUGCUGUUUGCACAGUGGGCAAUUUGGUGUUAUACGAGAUUUGGCCCUCAGUGAAAAUGAGGGCAUGAUAUUACAAAAUAUAUUGAAGCGAAGCAAAGCUCCCGGAGCUGAAAGUUUGCAUUUUGUCUAUCUGUUGCAAAAAUCGAAAUACAUAGAAGCAGUCUCGUAUAUGGAUGAGUUGUCCGCUAGGCCAAAAUCAUUGAGAAGCUCACUGCAUAAUGGGGCAGCACAAAUGGAGACACCCAAUAUGGUGUUAUCAGCCUUUAAUACCACCAUGACACCGGUGACCCAGGGCUUGACCGAUGUCUAUUUUCGCAUAAAGAAUAAAAUCAAGAAAAAGGAUGUGGACAACAAAUCUCCGGUGCCACUGAGCUGCCAAUUGAUCAAACAAAAUGCCAAUAGUCUGCUGGGUGGUGUAUAUCACAGUUCGGCUUUGAGUGCCCAUUUUGCCACCUACUAUUGGGGAGAAAUGGAAGAGGAACAAAAACGCAAUGGAGCCAAACAUUUGCUUAGCUCCAACAAUGCCCCUUUCCUAAGAAGACCUCAAAAUGAAACCAAUUACAUAGAUUUUAUGGCCAAGAACAAUGUGUCCUAUCCCCAGGCCUACAAGGUAAGGGAAAAAAGGAAUUUGGGGGAAAGUGAAUUGCUGGCCAAUGAUGAGGAAAGACAAAAAUUGGAAAAUCAAUUAAAUCCCAAGAAGAAGAGACGCUUGGUGGGACAGGAAUUGGUGCAAGAUCUAACACAAUUUAUGCAAAUGAAUAAACAAAAGUCCAUACAAUUGAAUGGCAGUGACUUUAGAUUCCUUGAGAAGCCCAUGGCUGCCAAUGAAGGGCAAGAAAAAGUGCAGCAUGCUUCCAAGGCCAUGGAAAUAUUAACCCAACCUUUAAAGACAAAGGCUAGUCAAAGGGGCACCGAAGAUGUGCAACAUCGUGGGUCGCCUACAGAAAUUCAUGGCAUUUUAAAAUCCCAUAUGACGGAGACUGGUGCUGUUGCUACACACGAAGAAGAAAAGAAUUUGCGUUUCCGCUUGCCCUCCACUGAGUUGAGCAAUUCUCUCAUGCAAAACAUUGCAGAAGAGGAAAACGAAGAAAUGGAUAUGGGAGAAGAAAAUGUCAGCGAAGAGCCAAUGGUGGAGAUUUAUUCUCGUUUGAAGGCCAAGAAAGCUAGUCGCUCCAUUUCGGUGGAUUCGAACAAGAGUUCUGUGAGUUCCAGCAAUGCCUCCGAGGAUAAUUUUUACUCACCUUUGUCUUCGCACAACAAUUCCAAGUUGGAUAAUUCGACUUUGAGCAAAUGUAGUUUCACUAGUGGUCCCAAGGCCCGAAGACCCAUUUCUAGACUUUCCGCAGAAAUGAAUCAAGAAUCAAAGGGAGAAUUCGCUAAGAGAUUGUCUGGGGAAAGAGAAAUAGCACGACCCAGAAGCAGAUUAUCUGCAAGAUUUGAGAACUAUGAGGAAGAGCAAAGCAAGGAAGUGUUAUCAACAGCAGCAGUUUGCCAUGCUAAGGAGGAUACAAAAGAGCCUUGCAAGGAUUAUGAGUCGUUGGAGAGUAGCAAGGAUGUGAGCAUUGCCCAAGAUUAUGUUACAGCCCCCAGUGCAAGCAACAUGGGCCUGACUAUUUCUGCUCGCAAGUCUUUGGCCAGUGUUUCCAAAACUAUGGAAACCACUGAAAAUGUCUCCCACAACCUGGCUUAUGUUACGGCUUUUGAUAAACUCAGCCAUUUAGCCACGAAGACUGAUAAUGCCACAUCUCAAACUUCCAGCGGGUUUGGAAGUAUUUCCGCCAGUAGCACAAUUACAAGUGGCAGUCAAUUUAUACCAAAGGUCUCCUCAUCAAAGGUGGGCUCCACCCCUGGCAAAGUGGGAACCACAGAAGAAGCAAAACCGACCACCUCUGGUCCGAAUAACAAAUUGUCACAGAGCAGCACAGUUUUUGAUUCUUAUGACUCCAAUGUCUUUGCCAUGCCAAGUAGGCCUGUCGAGGCUGAUGCACGACCGCUUGAAGAGAAAAAACCACCACAGUCCCCUGCCAAACUUGCCGAGUGUAGUACAGUUUUGGGUUCCUUUGAAUACACCAGUAGUUCAGUGGGUUCGCAAAACAUGUUUGCUAUGCCCAGUGCUUUGGCAUCACAUAAAAAUGAGGCCAUAACCAAACCCACUGAAGAGCAAAGAAAACAUAUGCUGGAUACCACCUUGGGUAUGAGCACUUAUGAUUUCUCGGUAUUGGAUGCAACUUCGGUGCAACAAACUAAAUCAUUGCUUAUGGUAACUGCCCAUGAUAAGGAAAUGUCAGAAAAAGCGGAGGUCAACAGCAAAAGUCCCUUGGCAGCUGCUGAGUCAAGUGGAAAAGAGAAACACAGUGAGGAAAAAGCAGAGAUAACAAAACAAGAGCCAAGAAAAGCCCAAGUCUCUGCCACCCAGACUGUUAAUGUCAAAGAUUUGGAGUUCUCUGAAAAGCCUAAGCCCGUAGAGCAACAACAAAUGGAGGGUGUGGGAGAGCAAAAGACAGAAGACAAACACAAUGAUUCUAAGGAGGAGGAGCAGCAGUCUGCAGAAGAUGGGGAAAAUAAACCCAAACGUGUUUGGGCUGAUCUCUUGUAUAGCUCCGAUGAGGAAGAUUGCAUUGUUCUAUCAUCUUCCUCCUCCUACAUAGAUGACAAUGAUUAUGGGCGACCCUUUGAGAUACGAGAAAUUGAUCGUGAAUGUGUUCAUGAAGGUGAACAUGGUGACAUAGCCAGUGAGAGAAGUUUCGAUACUGGAGAAUAUGAGGAUUAUGCUGAUGAUGAUAUGGGCGAUGAUUAUGAGUAUGGUGAUGAUGAUGAUGGUGACGACAACGAAACUGGCGAAGAGGAAGAAGGUGAUGAUGAUGGCAACGAUGAAGAGUCUAUGGAUCUCUAUGAUAACGAUAAUGGGUCCAAUCAAAAUUCCGAUAUUGUGGAAGUUAUCGAUGAUUCCUCUGCCGAUACCAGACAAACUGCAAAUUAUCCAGAAGAAAGUGCCAGUAAAGAUGUGAAACUGGUGGAGGAAUAUAGUUCCGGCAAUAGCAGGAAUGAAAAUUUAGAUGAACAUGUGGUGUCCAACACUCAUAACUCAGAUGCUACUCAGGCCACAAAUGAUAAAUCACUCAGGCCACAAAUGGAUAAAUCAAAUGAUAAGCCAAUAGUAGUAACCUCAGCAGAAGAAGAGCCCACAGAACAACCAUCAAUUUCGAAAACAAGUGCAAAAGUAGCUGCAAUUACCAAAGUAGAGGUUACCGAAGAGACAGCUGCACAAAUAAUAAGUGAAUCUCCAGAAAACCAGGCCCAGGAAACCAAAGUAGAUGCUAAAUCUGGAGAAUCUUCCAAGACAUCAUCAGUAGCUGCCAAGGAAACUGUGGAAGAACAUAAAAAAUUCCUACAAGAUGCUGAAACUGCCAAGAUUUCCGAUAGUGCGGAAGAAGAACAAAUUACCCUUAGAAUUGAGGAGGGUGACUCAAUGGAUGUAGCAGAGGCUCUGGAAAUUGUAGACUCCCAGAAACCAGAAGAAGUUACACUAAAUGAGCAAACCAUGGGCAAAGGAAAACGCACACGAAAAGCCUCAACUUCUAAGGCUUUGGAUUCUUCAUCUACAGCUGCAGCUGCUAUAACUUCCUCUCGCCGCAAUGCCAGAGGAAUUUCAGUGCCUCCCCUGGAUUUACAAUCAACCCCUGUUGCUUCUCCUCGCCGAUCUACCAGAGGAAUUUCAGUCCCUCCCGAAGAUGUAGUAAUAGAACCCAAACCAGCUACUACAUCUCGGCGAAGUAUAAGAGCAACAUCUGUUACACCAGCUGAUUUGGAAGCCAGCACAAAUAAAUCAUCCGAAAUUUCCUCUUCUUCACGCCGCAAUGCAAGAGGCUCUUCAGUACCCCCGCAGGCGAUGGAGGCCGCGGAGUUGGUGGUCUCAUCGCCACGCCUAAGAAGUACCCGAGGUAUUUCAGUGCCACCACAAAGUGUAGGCGAUGCGGAGCCAAGUCCCAGCACACCUCUCCGCCGUCGCGGUGUGAGAGCCACUUCUUUGCAGCCAAAAUAUAAAAUUGAUGAGGAGGUGGUGGUGGGUGGAGAACACGAAGAUACACCAACCACCAACAAGAAGGGAAAAAUGCUAGAUUCGGCAAACAGUGAUACCCGCUCCACCCGGGGAUCAUCUGUUCCUCCAGGAAAAGUCAGCACGCGUCGACGUUCCAUCAUGUUGGAUGCCAUAAAUGAAGAUUCCACUACCAUAGCUGAUUCACCGGCUGCUCACACACGUCUUAGGAGCCGCUUACAUUCAAAUGACAGUGAAUUGGAAACAUCCCUUGUUCAUGAGCAACCUGCAGCACUUAAACGCUCUCGCAGGACCUCCUUAUCCGGCAAUACAGCCGAAUUGCCGCUAACACCGAAAUUAGGAAGACGCAACAGCACAAGUUCACAGCCUGAGACCAAUGUGGCAACACCUACGAGAAGCCUCAGGGGACGUAGUAUUUUGUCAGUAGCCGAAGAGGAAAUUGAAUCUAAGCCGGAAACCAGUGUUGGAACCCCACGUGCCCUUAGGGGGCGUAGUAUUCUAUCUGUGCCAGAAGAAGAAGGCGAAAGUAUUCCUCCCUCUCCGAAACCAGCUGAAAAUAAACGGAAAAUAGCUGCAAAACGCAAAGUCAGCGCAGAAGACCACCCCGAGGAGGAGAAAAAAGAGGCGAAGCAUAAAGGCGAAGAUGCUGAAGCAAGUUCAAGUAAAAAGCAUGGUUCUCCUCAAUCUACCGAGAGUUCAGAUUCGACCUAUUCUUCUUCUCGUCGUCUUACGCGCACUCAAUUGGCCAUUAUGGAAAAAUCGAGUGGCCUAACACAAUCAGCUAAUGUGGAUAGUCUAAGCAAGGAUGAUUCGCCGAACAAUAAUAAACGUUCCCGAGCAAGGCCACGUUCUGCUGCAACCAAUACCUCUCAUGACAGUGAUGAUGCUGAAUCGGUUUCUUCGAAACGUAGCACUGCUUCCAGCGCCACUGCAGCUAAGCGAAGAAUCACAAGAAAAUCUGUCAAAGAUAAGGAAGAGCGUGAGGAUGAUCGUGCCAGUGUAGCCAGCUCUUUGGGCAGUGAGAAGAAUACCAGAUCCCGCCGUUCCAAGGAUAAGGGUUCCCCAAAUUCUGUUUUAUCAGCAAUACCUGAGGAUGCUCCGGUUGAAUCUAGAAAACGCGGUCGUCCCUCAGCGAAACAAUAAUUUAGUACUCAAAAAAAUUUUUUUGCAUGUGUUUUUCAUUAUUUUAACAUCAGAACUUCUGGUGAUUUCAAAAUUGUUUUUACUGUUUAGAAGUUUAUUAUUUACGAAAAAUCAUUCCCCAACAAAAGGGUCAAUAAAUUUGAAGUCAUAACAAAUAAAA
This is a messenger RNA of Stomoxys calcitrans (stable fly), 8247 nucleotides long. It is a transcript of the gene Elys, whose product is annotated as protein ELYS homolog. NCBI's taxonomy places the organism in Eukaryota, Metazoa, Arthropoda, Insecta, Diptera, Muscidae. The coding region runs from base 153 to 8087 and encodes 2644 amino acids. The transcript is spliced from 10 exons. The record is from RefSeq and is a predicted model, not a curated record.